Messenger RNA from Penicillium nucicola, 1098 nucleotides. RefSeq lists its product as uncharacterized. Gene Ontology annotation, molecular function: dioxygenase activity. Lineage: Eukaryota; Fungi; Ascomycota; Eurotiomycetes; Eurotiales; Aspergillaceae. The transcript has 3 exons. Bases 1 to 1098 code for a protein of 365 amino acids. The record is from RefSeq and is a predicted model, not a curated record.
AUGUCAGUUCCAACCUUGAACUACACCGACUUCACCUCGGGAACCAAAGAGCAGCGUGAAAAGUUUGCCCAAGACCUCUUAGAUAGCUUCGAGAGGACUGGGUUUGCGAAGCUCAAGGCCCAUACUUUCAACGCACAGGAAUUGAAGGAAUUGUUUACAUGGGGUCAUAAAUUCUUCGACCAACCAUUGGAUGUGAAGAAUGAAAUUCCAAAUGAGACAGGUCCUCGACCCAUGCGUGGCUACACCCCAUGGAGGGUGGAGGAAGUUGGAAGACUUCACCGUGAUGCAAGAGUUAGAAUGAUGAAAGAUUCCAAGGAGCACUUUGAUCAGGGUCCAAGCUAUGACGGCGAGUUCCCAAACCAGUGGCCCAAGUCACCCGAGCUUUCCGGCUUCAAAGAGUUCAUGGAAGACUUCUACCGUCAAUGCGACAAUACUUGCCUGACUCUCAUGGCAGCUCUGGAAGUUGCCUGGGGUAUCGAUGAUGGCUCGUUGGUCGCUCGUUGUGUUCCCAGUGCAACGGACCUCCGACUCACUCACUAUCCUGCCAUCCCCGUGGAGGAGAUGCAGGGAGACCGCGCAAGCCGCAUUGCACCCCACACCGAUUUUGGUCCCAUCACACUAUUGUUCCAGGACAGCACUGGCGGCUUGGAAAUUGAAGACAGGGACGAAAAGUCGAAGACCAAGUCUUUCGUUCCUCUGCCGCCCACUGAUACCACAGAGAUGAUUGUCAAUGUAGGUGAUACGCUCACACGUUGGACAAAUGGAAAGAUCACAGGCGGAAUUCAUCAGGUCACUGCACCGGAGGCAAUGAAAGAGGGCAGUGGCCUGACAAUUCCACCCCGAAUGUCGAUGGCCUAUCUCUUCAAGGCCGAGCGCAAUGUCUCCGUUGGCCCAUUGCCAAAAUUCGUGUCGGAAAAGCAGCCUGCCAUCUAUCCCAACAUGACGGCGUUUGAGUUCCAGCAAUGGAGAAAUAGCACCGUCUACGGGCUUAACGAGCAAGAGCACCUGAGUGAGAAGGAGCAGUUGAACGAGAAAGAUCAUAUGUUUGGCGUGGAUAGCUGGAAAAACACUCCCAGGGCUAUCCGAGUGCAAGCUUGA